This is a messenger RNA of Elaeis guineensis (African oil palm), 1539 nucleotides long. RefSeq names its product sedoheptulose-1,7-bisphosphatase, chloroplastic. Gene Ontology annotation, molecular function: fructose 1,6-bisphosphate 1-phosphatase activity. Lineage: Eukaryota; Viridiplantae; Streptophyta; Magnoliopsida; Arecales; Arecaceae. The record is from RefSeq and is a predicted model, not a curated record. Gene Ontology annotation, biological process: fructose 1,6-bisphosphate metabolic process; fructose metabolic process; fructose 6-phosphate metabolic process. Gene Ontology annotation, cellular component: cytoplasm.
CCCUCCCUCCCUCGAACAAAGUGACAAUCCAAGGAUACAACUUCAGCACCACCAACACCCUCAGCGGUCCGUGUGGCUUUCUCUUUGUUUGCUGGAGAAAAUGGAGAGUGGAGCAGCGGGCUAUGUUCGCGGGACACUCCCGCAUAAUGUACUGAACCACGCACGCUUGGCUGCACCAUCCUCUGCUCCUUCCUUCUCACGAUCUCUUAUGAAUCAUGUGAGGGGUCUUAAAUCCUGUUCUCUCUUUGGCGAAUCUCUGCGAGUGAUGUCGAAGUCUUUGCCAAGAAUUUCGAAGGUAGCCGGCAACAAGUCGCUCAUCACCAAGUGUGAGAUCGGGGAUAGCUUGGAGGAGUUCUUAACGAAGGCAACCCCAGAUAAGAACCUCAUCAGGCUGCUGAUGAGCAUGGGGGAGGCGCUGAGGACCAUAUCCUUCAAAGUGAGGACUGCAUCUUGUGGUGGGACUGCUUGCGUUAACACGUUUGGUGAUGAACAGCUUGCAGUGGACUUGCUUGCCAACAAGCUACUUUUUGAGGCUCUGCAAUAUUCCCACUUUUGCAAGUAUGGUUGCUCUGAGGAAGUUCCUGAGCUACAAGACAUGGGUGGGCCAGCUGAAGGUGGUUUUAGUGUGGCCUUUGAUCCCCUCGACGGUUCCAGUAUUGUUGACACAAAUUUCACUGUCGGAACAAUAUUUGGUGUUUGGCCCGGUGACAGACUUACGGGAGUGACCGGAAGAGAUCAAGCUGCCGCCGCUAUGGGCAUAUAUGGACCUCGUACGACAUACAUUAUUGCUCUAAAAGAUUGCCCUGGAACCCAUGAAUUCCUUCUUCUGGAUGAAGGCAAGUGGCAGCAUGUCAAAGACACCACAUCCAUUGGUGAAGGGAAGAUGUUUUCUCCCGGAAAUCUAAGGGCUACAAGUGAUAACCCUGCCUAUGAUAAGCUGAUCGACUACUAUGUGAGAGAGAAGUACACAUUGCGCUACACUGGAGGAAUGGUGCCAGACGUUAAUCAGAUCAUUGUGAAAGAGAAAGGCAUCUUCACCAAUGUAUCAUCUCCAACUUCUAAAGCUAAGCUGAGGCUUUUGUUUGAAUGUGCUCCCCUGGGGUUCCUAAUCGAGAAAGCAGGAGGAUAUAGUAGUGAUGGCACGCAAUCUAUACUAGACAAGGUGAUCAACAACCUUGAUGACCGCACACAAGUUGCUUAUGGAUCCAAGAACGAAAUCAUCCGGUUUGAGGAAACUCUAUAUGGCUCAUCUAGACUCGCAGCUGGCACACCUGUCGGGGCCACUGUCUAAACUGAGUUGCCUGUGGUUGUUCAGCUUCUUAUUACCAAUAUUUUCAAAUAUGACAUUGUAAUAUAGUGCCCAUAUUUGUUCAUCAAAAAAGACAUUGUAAUAUAGCGCACAACCGGCUCAAUUUCCAACUUCACAUCAGUGUGAUGAAAGGGUGGGCGAGAGAAGAAGUAACAUCCACUUAUAAGCAUCUACCAAACAUAUUUUUUGAAAAACAAUUUUACUCUCUCUUGUCAAGUUCCUCUUUGCAA